Molecule: messenger RNA, 4679 nt
Organism: Callithrix jacchus (white-tufted-ear marmoset)
Lineage: Eukaryota; Metazoa; Chordata; Mammalia; Primates; Cebidae
Gene: FGD2
Product: FYVE, RhoGEF and PH domain containing 2
Biological process (GO): filopodium assembly; cytoskeleton organization
Cellular component (GO): cytoplasm
Molecular function (GO): metal ion binding; guanyl-nucleotide exchange factor activity
Source: RefSeq, a predicted model, not a curated record
CCCUGAAGGGUUGUAGCUCCGGGACCACUUCCCCUUUCUUCACUCUGAAGCCAGGAGCAGGCCUGCUGAGCCCUGGAGAAAGAUGAGAGCAGAUUUGUGGGUGAUUUAAUCUAUCUGUCCCAGGCCAGGGCAGCUAAGUGUGCUGGCUUGAGGCCUCUCUCUCUGCUUCGGUAGCUGAGAACCAUCCUGGAAACCGGCAUGAUGAAGGGGGCAAGUGAGGAGGAGAAGCUGGCAUCUGUGUCCAACCUGGUCACUGUGUUUGAGAAUAGCAGGAACCCAGGAGGAGCACCCAGAGACCGCAGGCUAGAGGAUGCACAUCACCGCCCUGGGUGCAGGCCUCCCGAGUCCCCAGGACCAUGGGAGAAGCCGAAUGUCAGGGGGUCCAUGGAGUCUGAGCCCAGGACAGUCAGCAGGAGGUACCUGAACUCCCUGAAGAACAAACUGUCCAGCGGAGCCUGGAGGAAAUCUUGCCAGCCUGGGACCCUCCCAGGAUUGGGGACACAGGACCCAGAGAAGAAGAUCGUCCAGGAGCUGCUGGAGACAGAGCAGGCCUAUGUGGCACGCCUCCACCUGCUAGACCAGGUAUUUUUCCAGGAGCUGCUGAGGGCAGCCCGCAGCAGCAAGGCCUUCCCUGAGGACGUGGUCAGGGUCAUCUUCUCCAACAUCUCCUCCAUCUACCAAUUCCAUUCUCAGUUCUUCCUCCCAGAGCUGCAGCGGCGCCUGGAUGACUGGACAGCCACCCCUCGCAUCGGAGACGUGAUCCAGAAGCUGGCCCCCUUCCUGAAGAUGUACAGUGAGUAUGUCAAGAACUUUGAGCGAGCAGCUGAGCUGCUGGCCACCUGGACCGACAAGUCUCCACUCUUCCAGGAGGUCCUCGCUCGCAUCCAGAGCAGCGAGGCUUCAGGCAGCCUGACUCUACAGCACCACAUGCUGGAACCAGUGCAGAGAAUUCCACGCUACGAGCUGCUCCUCAAGGAGUAUGUCCAGAAGCUGCCAGCCCAGGCCCCAGACCGGCCCGACGCCCAGAAGGCUCUGGACAUGAUCUUCUCAGCUGCCCAGCACUCCAAUGCGGCCAUCACUGAGAUGGAGCGGCUGCAGGACCUGUGGGAGGUGUACCAGCGCCUGGGCCUCGAGGAUGACAUCGUAGACCCCUCCAACACGCUGCUCCGUGAGGGCCCAGUCCUCAAGAUCUCCUUCCGCCGCAGCGACCCCCUAGAGCGCUACCUUUUCUUGUUUAACAACAUGCUGCUGUACUGUGUGCCCAGGGUGAUCCAGGUGGGCGCCCAGUUCCAGGUGAGGACCCGCAUCGACGUGGCCGGGAUGAAGGUGCGGGAGCUGAUGGAUGCUGAGUUCCCCUACUCCUUCCUGGUGUCCGGGAAGCAGCGCACCCUGGAGCUGCAAGCCCGGUCCCAGGAGGAAAUGAUUUCCUGGAUGCAGGCCUUCCAAGCAGCCAUUGACCAAAUCGAGAAGCGGAAUGAAACCUUCAAGGUUGCUGCCCAGGGGCCUGAGGGAGACACACAGGAAGAGGAGCUGCAGUCUGAGGAGCUGGGCCUCCGGGCACCGCAAUGGGUCCGGGACAAGAUGGUGACCAUGUGCAUGCGCUGCCAGGAGCCCUUCAACGCCCUGACGCGCCGCCGCCACCACUGCCGGGCCUGCGGCUACGUAGUGUGUGCCAGGUGCUCUGACUACCGUGCUGAGCUGAAAUACAACAACAGGCCCAGCCGGGUAUGCUUCCACUGCUACACCUUCCUCACCGGAAACGUGCUCCCAGAAGCCAGGGAGGACAAGAGGCGGGGCAUCCUGGAGAAAGAGUCCUCAGCCGCACCCGACCAGAGCCUGAUGUGCAGCUUCCUGCAGCUCAUUGGGGACAAGUGGGGCAAGAGCGGCCCCCGGGGCUGGUGUGUGAUCCCCCGGGAUGACCCCCUGGUACUCUAUGUCUAUGCUGCCCCCCAGGACAUUCGGGCUCACACCUCCAUCCCCCUAUUGGGCUACCAGGUGACCGCUGGGCCCCAGGGGGACCCUCGGGUCUUCCAGCUACAGCAGUCAGGCCAGCUUUACACCUUCAAGGCCGAGACGGAGGAGCUGAAGGGCCGCUGGGUGAAGGCCAUGGAGCGGGCGGCCAGCGGCUGGAGCCCCAGCUGGCCCAAUGACACGGACCUGUCUGACUGAGCCACUGCCAGCCGCUCUUCUGCCCACCUCUCCCCACCCUGCACCCAACUCCUGCCACAGACUGACCCUGUGGCCUCAGUGACCCACCGCCCCAAGCGGUGCUUUCACAGAAUUGAUUCAGCCAUCUGCACUUAGGCCAUGUGUCCCGAUCUGCGAUUCAGGAAAUACGGGUCCAUUCCUUUCUACGAAGGGGACAAACAAGUGUCUCAGUUUGUCUUGCAGGGAGGGGGCUCCUGGGUCAUGGGACUUCCAGUGCUCAAACCAGGAAAGCCCCAGGUGACCCCGGACUGCUGGUCACCCUAGUGUGGUUCCCAGCCAGGGCUGCUCAUUGUGUCUCCCAGGGAGCUUUUCAAGAGUACUGAUGAAAAACACAUAGUAAAUUGAUUGGUCUGAGACGAGGGAGACCAGGUUCUUUUUUUUUUUUUUUUUUUUUUUUUUUGAGGCAAAAUCUCACUCUGUUGCCCAGGCUGGAGUGCAGUGGCACAAACAUGGCUCACUACAGCUUUGAUCUCCUGGGCUCAGGGGAUCCUCCCACCUCAGCUCCCCAAGUAGCUGGGACUACAUUUGUGUGCCACUGUGCCUGGCUAAUUUUUUUUUUUUUUUUGUAGAGAUGGGAUUUCACCAUGUUACCCCGGCUGGCCUAAAACUUCUGGCCUCAAGCGAUGCUCCUACCUCCAUCUCCACCUCCCAAAGUGCUGGCAAUACAGGAGCCACCACACCUGGUACAUGCAUAUUUUUUGAGAAUGCCCACAGGAGUCUAAUACAUAGCGUGGGUUAUGCAAACUACCACGACCGACGGUUGGUCCCCUAGCAAGUGCCAGGCAUGAUCGUAGUUAUAAAAAUAAUAAACAUCUAUUGGGCCAGACUCUGUGCAAAGUGUUUUAUGUGGAUUAUGUCACUUUGCCAUCCAGAGUUAUCCUUAUUUCCAGGUGAGGACACUGACUCAGAGAGGGUUAGUAAUUGGCUCAAGGUCAUGUAGCUCAUAGAUGCCAGAGCCUGGUUUUAACCCAUGGAACCAAGGUCAAAGCUCUUCCCAGCAUGUAGCAGAACAAUGAAGCAAGCAGAGAGGGGAGGAGAGUGAGGAGAAGGCAAGGAGAGGGAAAGAGAGUGAAGAAAGCUGGGAAGACAAGAGGAAAAAGUGAAUGGUGGGAGGAAGGGGGACGGGAGGAGUGUCCCUGUCCCCUCAUCCCCACCCGGCUGGUGGGUGAGGAUGCUUUUUCAUAAGCGACCACCAGGGGGAGGCAGUGUUCAGCAAGCCAGGUGGAGUGGCCCCAGCAGUGGCGGGAACACCCUCAGGGGCUCUCAGCAGGUCCAGCCAUUGCUGAACUCUGCUCUGGAAGGAGGAAGCAUGGAUGAGUCAUAGGUUUUGGUCCCAUCACAGGCCCAGCAGCCUGCCUGUCUCCAACCUGAGGCUACUUCCCUCCUGUAGGGUGUUUGUUUAUUUGAGACAGCUUUGCUCUGUCACUCAGGCUGCAGUACAGUGGUGUGAUCAGAGCUCACUGGAACCUUGACCUCCUGGACUCAAGCCAGCCUCCUUCCUCAGCCUCCUGAGUAUCUGGAACCACAGGCACAUGUCACCAUCCCAGCUAAUUUUAAAAUUUUUGUAGAGAUAGGGUCUCACUAUGUUGCCCAGACGACCCUAAACUCCUGGGCUUAAGCGAUCCUCCUGUCUCAGCCUCCCAAAGUGUUGGGAUUAUAGGCUGAGCCACCAUGCCUGGACAGCGUCAGCAUUUUAUUUAUUUUUAUUUUUGAGGUGGAGUCUCUCUCUGUUGUCCAGGUUGGAGUGCAGAGGCGCCAUCUCGGCUCACUGCAACCUCUGCCUCCCAGGUUCAAGUGAUUCUCCUACCUCAGCCUCCCGAGUAGCUGGGGUUACAGUGGCACGCCAACCACGCCCAGGUAAUUUUUGUAUCUUUAGUAGAGAUGGAGUUUCACCAUGUUGGCCAGGCUGAUCUCAACUCCUGACCUCAGGUGAUCCACCUGCCUCGGCCUCCCAAAGUGCUGAGAUUACAGGCAUGAGCCACUGCGCCCAACCUGCGUCAGCAUUUUAAAACUCACUGAUGAUGCUGAAGGCAGCUGGCUCGGUAAGAGCAGAGUCAAUUCUGCAGCACUGGUACCUAAGCUUGUCCAGGGAGUAGUCUGAGUGGGAGUAUGGGGAGUGGCUUCACUGUGGAGCAAACUGAGGUAGCAGUCAGGAGAGGGAAGGGGGGCACACAACCUUUGUAUUGCCAUUGUUAGAUUUACUGAGCUGUAAUUUACAGAUCGUAAAAUCCACCCUUGUUGGUUUAUUCUAUAAGUUUUGGCAGGAGAGUACAGUCACACGGCCACCACCACAAUCCCCCCAUAAGUGUCCUCAUGCUGUCUUUUGUAGUCAACCCACACCUCUACCCCUUGCCUCUGGUAACCUUGAUCUGUUUCUGACUGAUAUUUUGCCUUUCCCAGAUGUCAUUUAAAUGGAACCACAGCUUUUCCAGCCUGGCUUCCUUUACUCAGCAUUACAUAUUUGAGAUUCA